AUGCCUAUUUUUUUACCUUCUUUCACAAAGCUUGUUGGACUUGCGGUUCUCGGAUUUUCUGUCUACGUCUCACAAGAACCUGAAGCGCAAGACAUAAUCCGUGCAUCUGGUCAAUAUUUGGCCGUACAGAUAAUUCUAUACGCCUUAAUGGGAAUUGGUGGUAUCACCUUGAUUACUGCUCUCUUCGGGUGCUGUGGAGCUUACCACGAAUCACAAUGCCUAUUGGCUGCUUACUUCACCAUUCUUAUGGUCAUUUUUGUCACCCAGGUUACAGGUGCCACACUUGGCUAUGUGUACAGAGAGGAUAUCAUGAAAUACACCGACCAACAGCUCAUGGAUGGCGUGGAGGAGUAUGCCAUGCUUCGAGAUCAACGUGAAAAUCCGUCACCUUUUAUGGAUAAUAUACAACGCAUACUUGAAUGUUGCGGCGUCAACGGCUAUACUGACUAUCGAGAAAGUAUUCCUAUUGCCUGUUGCGAUCGUCGCCGGAGCAAUUGUGAUGAAUUGCAACUUACCCCAGCUGACGUGUACGCCGAUGGUUGUAAAGACAAAUAUAAACGACUUUUCAAGGACAAGUUGGUUGUCCUGUUUCUCAUCGCCGUUUCAGUGGCGGCAUUCGAAAUCUUCUGUCUUCUGUUCUCCAUGGUAAUGUGUUGUGCCAUCCGACAGUACCACUCUGACUACUACGGAGUCGACUAUGCGAUAGCCACAUGA
Dicrocoelium dendriticum is the source of this 714-nucleotide messenger RNA. The record is from the annotation of a GenBank genome assembly. NCBI's taxonomy places the organism in Eukaryota, Metazoa, Platyhelminthes, Trematoda, Plagiorchiida, Dicrocoeliidae.